Molecule: messenger RNA, 1116 nt
Organism: Meloidogyne enterolobii
Lineage: Eukaryota; Metazoa; Nematoda; Chromadorea; Rhabditida; Meloidogynidae
Source: the annotation of a GenBank genome assembly
AUGCCUUUAUGCGAUUUCAAACGCGAAAUAUGUGUUAACAUAAUUGGCGGAUAUGGGUGCCGGCCUGCUAAAAAUGUUGCUACUUCAAAAUCUAAGGAGCCAAAAUUGAGCCCAAAAACUCCAAAAAGAGGUCCACAAAGGGUCAAAAAUAAUGGCAGAUUUGUUUACAAAACUGUUGGCAAUAGAGGAGGAAUGCCUGCAUUCUGGUCAGGUCGAAAUGGAGGAGGAAGGGAGGAACAUGCAUCGACUACUUUUAUUGAUGUGGAUGAAUGCACACUUGGAGCACACGAUUGUGGACCUAUGUACCAAUGUAAAAAUACUCAGGGAAGCUUUCGUUGUGUGCCUAAGCGUUGUGAAGAUAAUCAAGUUUUGGACCCUGGAACUGGGGAAUGCAAAUCAGUAAAUUGUCCGCCUGGAUAUAGACCUAGAGAUGGACGUUGUGAAGAUGUUGAUGAAUGUAGGGAGAAGGCUAAUGCUUGUCCUUUUUAUGAGGAAUGUGUAAAUACACCAGGCUCAUUUCGUUGUCAAGAGCAGGGGAAUGUGUGUUCUAAUGGAUAUUAUAUGGACAGAGAGAGCGGAUUUUGCCUUGAUAUUGAUGAAUGCCAACGUGGAACACAUACUUGCACAUCCAUUGCUGAUUGCAUCAAUCUUCCAGGAAUGUAUCGUUGCAAGUGUGCUGCAGGCUUUGAAUUUAAUGAAUUUACAAUGCGUUGCGAAGACAUUAAUGAAUGUAUUAAAUUCUCUGGACAUGCUUGCUCACUACAAGCUGAUUGUGUUAAUUCUAUUGGCUCUUAUCAAUGUAUAUGCAAGCCUGGAUUUAGUUUAGCUGCAGAUAAUAGAAGUUGUGAUGAUAUAAACGAAUGUGAACUUGGUAUAGCCAAAUGUCAACAAAAAUGUAUUAACUCACCAGGCUCUUAUCAGUGCAUUUGCGAUCGAGGGUAUCAAUUGGGAAUAGAUGAAGCCACAUGUGAAGAUAUUGAUGAAUGCAAAAUUUGGGCCAAGUCGGGAAAUGAAUUAUGUAUGGGAAAAUGUAUAAAUACUCCAGGGUCAUUUCUUUGUACAUGCCCAGAAGGUUAUCAAGUCAUGUCUGAUGGGAUUACUUGUAAAGGUGAAUAA